AUGAAAAUUUUUUAUUAUCUCUCCUAACAAAUGCGGGUGUUGUUGAUUGAUAUAUUGUCGGAGGUUGUUGAUUUUCAACUUCACAGUUAUUGUCCGCUUUUAAUGUGGAAAUUCCGCAAUGAAUUCGAGGAAGAACAGAAAAAUGAAAUUCGCUAUAAAAAGGACUAUUGUUGAUUUAUUUCAGAACACUAGUAUACAUGGUUUGAAAUAUACGAUUGAGCGGAAUUCUAGUUUUUGGGAAAGAAUAUUUUGGGCGAUGACAGUUUGCGUGAUGAUAAUAUCGUCCUUUUAUCUGAGCGUCCUGCAUCUCAGAAGAUUCGUGGAGAAUCCCAUGAGAUCCACGAUCAUCACUUUUCACGGACCAGUUAAUCUUGUACCAUUUCCAGCUGUCACAAUCUGUAACUCCAACUUGCUGUUACACUCUAAGAUAAACCUUUUUCUGAAAACUUUAGAUAUAGAUACAGAUGAAAAGGACUUUCUAAGGAAGAGCAUUCCCCAGAUACUAGGAUUUUUCGAAAUCUACGAAUACACUAAGCUCGACCUUUACAAAAUGGAGGAAAUUUUCGAGAAAUUGGGAUACAACGAUUUGGUCACGGUGCUCAGAAAAAUCGGACCAUCUUGUGAUGAGAUGCUGGUUCAGUGCAGAUGGAACGGGGAGGCAAUGGAUUGUUUGAAUAUCUUCGAAGAAACUCUUACUAUCGAUGGGAUAUGUUGCUCCUUCAAUUACUACGGAUCUAGAUUCGACUUUAUGCCAAAUUAUACGACAAACACUGGUUGGAGGAGCGGUCUAUCUGUUGCGCUCAACCCUUUACCACAAAAAGAACAAUAUUCAACGGGAAAAUCAACUGGUGUUAAGGUCACCAUCCACAAUUCAAUGGAAUACCCGGGGUUCGAGAGAACAUUCAAAACAGUUUCCAAUGGAUUCUAUUCCUUCUUUCAAAUAACCGCCGAGAAACUAAUGAAUACUGAGGAGGUCCAGUAUCUGACGAAGGAGCAGAGGAAAUGUGUUUUCUCUGGCGAGAAAACGCUGACAUAUCAUAAGAGUUACCAUUUCUCGAAUUGCGUAGCAGAGACCCAUUCUCGAUUACUGUUCGAAUUUUGUGGAUGUGUGCCGUUCUAUUUCACCUUUUCAGUGAGUCCAAAAUGCAGUAUAAGUCAGAUGGAAUGUUUACAACGAUACGUCAAGGAACGUAGAGCUAUCGACCCGACUGACAUAAAUUGUCCUGCCAGAUGCGAAAAUGUCAUCUACAAAGUUUUGACUAGCAACGUGGUGAUGAACAAUGCCAGCAUAGGACUCCAGGAUGUGCAUCGCAGACAGGACAGCUCCGGCAUAAGGAUCGAUGUGUUUUUCACGGGCACCCACACCCUACUAUCCAGGGACGUACUCACCUCAUCCCUAGAUUUACUCUCCUCUAUCGGCGGAAUUUACGGUUUAUUUAUGGGAUGCAGCAUCAUAACAAUCGUGGAGUUGAUUUAUUACAGCACGCUUCGCUUUUCGGUGAAUUUGGGCUGGUUGGAGAGGCCGAGAAGGAUCCACAAAAAGAGGACGAAUAAUCCUGAAAGUGAAUUUAGGACCGGCCGGACCCACAGGAGACAUGAUGUACACAGGUUCGAAUGGAACAACGGGAACAGCAUUACUUUCGGCAGUAUUGGUUAGCUUCAACCCCUCUCUCUGGGCUGAAUGUGUUUGCAUGGUCCUAUCGAUCCCCGAUGGGGAUGAUGUAUGUUUUGAAUGGGGAAGAAGUGGUCCAUCGGUAGCCUGAAUGGAGUUUAUGUAUGAGUGAUGCUGUCUGUCCGCUCUCGUGAAAUGCGAAACGGGAUGUUUAUCGAUGUUUGUCUAUUAUUUCCAAAAAAAUACCCACAGGAUUGAGCUGUCACAAAAUAAGCCUUCUCGUGCGCCAAUAUUCUUCAUAGGGGAAAUAGCAAACCUACCCUGGUGGUUUUUCGUAGAAGACAAGGUUUUCUGCUAUUUUUUGUGUUUACGAUAACUACUGAAGGCCAAAAUCAGAGUUCACAGUUAUUCAGUAUCUCUGUAAUUUUUUACU
This is a messenger RNA of Coccinella septempunctata (seven-spotted ladybird), 2045 nucleotides long. RefSeq names its product sodium channel protein Nach-like. Gene Ontology annotation, biological process: sodium ion transmembrane transport. The transcript is spliced from 9 exons. Gene Ontology annotation, cellular component: membrane. Bases 119 to 1657 code for a protein of 512 amino acids. Gene Ontology annotation, molecular function: ligand-gated sodium channel activity. NCBI's taxonomy places the organism in Eukaryota, Metazoa, Arthropoda, Insecta, Coleoptera, Coccinellidae. The record is from RefSeq and is a predicted model, not a curated record.